CAUACUUAAGUGUAGGGUAAACCGAAACUUCAAUUUCUGAAAAUGACAAAACGAUUAAAGUAUACGUUAAUGACAUUUUCAGAAAAUACAAAUAUAACUGCUCAUUCUUUACAUGUGGAUAUAUUAUGGAAAGUUUAUAUAAAUCAUGAAUGAGUAUAGUUUGAAAUGUCUGCAAACAUAUACCCUGAUGCGUCCCUUCUAGAGGGGAGGUUGCAAUUUUGGAGGAGGGAAAUUGUACGAUGUCUGGACAAGCCAACAUUUCUAUCACAGCUGGCUGCUAAGGAUGUUUUCAACGAAGAUGAGAAGUCAAGGUUACAUGAGAAAUAUCAUAAUAGUACAACAGCAGAAGCCGCAGAGGCCGUUCUGGACUCCUUUCUUGAAAGUUCUGCUCCAAAUAAGUGGAUAUCCUUCUUAAAUUCACUUGAACAAGAAGAGCUGAUUUACGUCAAGUCAUUGCUGGAAGAAGAUGAUGUCGAUUCGGAAGAGAACAGAUUAAGAGGUCGAAAACUGAUACGACUCUUUGGUCCGGAGCUAGAGAAAACUAUUAAUCCAAUAGACAUAAUAAGCAGCCUUGUUUCGAAGAAGGCUAUAACAGAAUUGGACCGCGAUGAAGUGCUUAAUCUAUGCCAAUCUAAAAGCAGGUUGUAUGGUAUAAUGUGCCUUCUACGCAGAAUGCAGUCUCAAAUACGACCAAGGGAAUGGUAUUACGCGUUCCUUUGCGCGCUUCGGGAUAACGACUACACCUCGGAGUGUGAACUUUUAGAGCCGGAUUUCUUGGAAUGCCCUCAUAUGUUUGAUCCUGAAAAUAUAUGUGGAACACUAACCGAUGGGGUUAAAGAACAGCACACUUUUAAGCAAUGUGGCACGUCCGAAGCGAAAUCACAAUGCAAUCAAUCUUUGGAAGUAAAAGACGAGGCAAAAGUAUUAUCAUAUAGUAGUACGGGCUGCGGGGCAACGCUCAGUGAAAAGGAUUCCAAUUCAGUACAUGAGGUUGAUGCUGUACAUGAGGUUGUUGCUGCCCAUGAGGCUGAUGCUGUACAUGAGGUUGAUGCUGUACAGUCGGACGAAGAUGAAUUUGAUUCUGAUUCAGAAUAUCAAGACGAUUUUCAAAAUCCAGACCUUGGUCUGAGGGAUUACCAGUAUGAACUAGCUGAGAGAGCGAUUCAGGGAGAAAACACCAUCAUAUGUGCUGAGACGGGGACUGGGAAAACUUGGGUUGCAAUGCAUAUCGUGUCAGAGCACCUCAGUAAAGCGACGAAAGGAACCAGGAAAGUUGUAGUUAUGGCUCGGACUGGAAUUUUAAUUCGCCAGCAGUUUGAUAGAUUCAAGAAAUGUUUUCCAAAAUAUAACACCAAGUUUAUAUCUGGAGGAGAAGACGAAUCAGCGAUGCUUCAUGUGUUCGUGGAAGAUGUGGAUAUUCUUUGUUUCACUCCCCAGAUACUAGUUAACAAUUUACAGAACGGGAACAUACCAAGUCUUGCUGUAUUUUCCUUGUUGAUAUUUGACGAAUGUCACCAUACAAAGGGUUCGGGAGCGUAUGGAGAGCUUGCAAGAUGGUACCUUACAGAGAAAUUUGACAGAGUUGCUGGACUUCCACAGAUUGUUGGUCUCACUGCGUCCAUUGGAGUAGGAAAUUCAAAGAAUGAGGAAGAUGCGGUAGAGUAUAUAACCAAAGUUUGUGCAGCACUCGACGUCAAACGGCUCUCAACAGUUGAAAGAUGCAGAACGAGUUUUGAAAAGCACGUGAAUACACCGAAAGAAUACACAAUCAAAAUGACAGUUCGUCCCAACGAUCCAUGCAAAAAUUUGCUGAUUGAAAAUAUGAUAAAAACAGAAGAAAUACUGAUCGACAACUGUGUGUGUGAACCAGGUAUUAUCGAUAUUCUUGAUAAAAAGCCACGGGAAAGGGGAUCUUUGGCAUACUAUGGCUGGACAAUACAAAUAGACAAAAAAGCAAAACAAUGUGAUGACGAUCCCGACAUUCUUCGAGUUAUUACAACGUGUGCAACGUAUUUAAAUGUCUACGGUUCUGCACUUGAGGUGAAUACGCUUUUGCAAACUCGAGAUGUUUUAAAAUACUUAGCAAAUGAGACAAAAGAAGAAGUGGAAAGGAGAUCAAAAUUUACUGACAAAGAAAAGGAACUGUUAGGAAACUUUAAAGAGCUGCAGAAGGACCAAAUAAAUAUAAGCAGAGACGUUGAUGCAGCAAAUCCAAACGUUGGGAUAAUUUGUGACCAGCUUACGAAAAUAUUCAAGGAAAAGGGUCCAGAUUCGAGAGCUAUGGUCUUUGUACAAGCAAGAGCGACAUGCAUAGCUCUUGCAGAUAUUUUGAACAACAGAUUAGCCUAUAAAGCUCGAUGUCUGUAUGGAAAAUUGCACAUUGGGUCAAUGAAAGGUAUGAGUCAAGAAUUCCAGACAGAGGUCUUGCAUAGAUUCAAAGAGGGUCGUUUUAAAAUCAUUGUAUGCACGUCUGUUGCGAUUGAAGGGAUAGACGUUCCAGAUUGCAAUAUUGUUAUCAAUUAUAACUACUCUGGUAACGAAAUCACAAAGAUACAAAUGAGAGGAAGAAGCCGAAGACAUGAUGCUUCGACAUUGACACUUGGAAAUGAAAAGUUAGUUGAAAAAGACAAAGUGAAUGUCUACAAAGCCAACUUGAUAAACAGGGCAAUGGACAUCUUUAAGAAGAUGGACAUCCAUGAAUUGGAACACGAACUAGAUUUUUACCAGAGAGAGGAAGUACGGAAGCAAAUACACAAAACUAAUUUGUUAGGGUCAAUGAGAAACCGUCAGUCCACAGAUGAUAUGGAAGUGCUGUGUGGUAAGUGCACGAAAUACAUUUGUCACACGUCUAGAAUGCGAGCUUUACCUCACAAUCAAUACGUCGUAAUUACGGAAAAGUUUUGUGACCAAAUUGAUAGGAAACCUCACCCAAAACCAACCCAGUAUGCUGGAUUUUUAAAAAAAGAGAAAAUGUCUUGCAAAAGUUGCGGACAAGAGUGGGGUAUGAUUGCUGACAAACUAGGGUUUGAACUGUUUGUCUUGCGACUGGAAAGCGUUCUGUUCCGAGAGGAAUACAGUGGGAAAACAAAUACAUUCCAAAAGUGGGAUCUGGCUCCGAAAAUUACUGAAUGCAAUUUUGAUGAAAUUACGAAGAUGUUGGCAUACCAAACUAGAAUGAAAUGAGUAUGGAACUGAGUUAUCUGUAUCAUGAUCAGAAUACGUAAACAUUAAUGUGAGUUUUCGUACACAUGCACGACCCGUUUAUACGGUGUAUAUUAGUUAUAUAGCUCAUUUAUAUUUGACAUCAAUUGUUGACAAUAGUUCAGCAACGUGAUGUUUGAAACUGGAAUAUUUUUAAGAUUACUCCUUAGAGAAAAUGAUUGUUAUUAGAGGUACACUUUUCUGAAAAUUCAAGUUUAACUAUAAGUUAGUGACGUAUAUAAUAACUAUGCGAGUGCUGUCUAUGGAAAGUCGCAAUUUUCAAAACCUCUUUUUCCCAUGGCUAUAUUCAUUGUUUAUUAACUUUUGUAAACUGACUCUUAUUUUGUCUUUGCACUAUUUUGUUUUGUCAUUUCUUUAAUACCCCAUGAAAAGUGUUUAUUGUGUGACGAACAUUGUUCAUAAUUGUAUUAAUAUUCUUUAUUGUGUUUUGUGCAAUCUUUGUAUUAUCUUAUGGUUGAGAGUGCUUAUUACGUUGGGUAUAUAGGAUAAAUGUUUGUUUCAGUAUAAGAAAGCAAUAUAUUUUACCGAGUAAGCAUCAAAAGCUAUAUGUCAUAUUUACUCUUGUUAUUCUAUUAUUGAAACAUUUAUUUCCUCUGUUUAUUAUAUAGCUUAAAAGAAAUGGAAUUAUAUUUUAUUAUAAUUCUAAGAAAAGCGCCCAAAAUUGAAUGCGAACGUAACUUCAUUUUCAGAAAUGAUGUCGUCGAAAAUGUGGCCAAACCCUGUGUGCGCUGACGUUUGAUUUGAUAAGAAACUAGAAAGUAAAAACUAUCAAACUGUUAUUUUACUGUUUGAACCCGUGAUCAAUCUCUAUAAAUCACCGAAAUUAUUUGUAAUAUUUAUUCUUUCUUAAAUAAUAUGUGCGUUUUAAAUGCUGUUAAAGGUUAUCUCUACUGUGUUAAAUACUGUCGUAUUAUUGUGUUGAAUUUUAGAAUGCUUCUGUCUUACUUCUAAAUUGAAUGACAAGCAAAGGUUUUGAUUAAAAAAAAACAACACACACAUUUUAUUUGAAUACAAUUCACAUAACUACACGGCUAGCAGAACAGCUUUACAGCCAAUUUGUCGAUAGGUAUAAAAUUAUAUAGGGUUAAUACACCUUUUUGAGUUCGUUGCCAUCUGCAACGGCCCGCAAAAUGGUCUUCAGCCCGAGUGCGUAGCACGAGGGUUGUAAACUAUUUUAAGGGAUUUUGUGAAAACAAAUAUUUGAAUUUUCUUUGUUCAUUGCAUACGACGUAAUGGAAUCAUGUCCAUAUAAGUCGUUUGUUCUGAAUAAAGUUCGGAGGAGUUGAACAUUUUAGACUUAAUUUAGUGAUUUUAACUCAAACAAAUAGUCAAAACAACUACAGAAAGUUCUAUCUAGUAAACACCCAUCAGCUUGCCAGGAAAAACAACUCAGAAGAAAAUAUGUAAGUUAGUUAGAUGCGGUUUAUUUUAUUUGUUGAUAUUUGUAUACAGCUAUAUAUGCUGAAAUUUGUUUUUGUGCAGAAGUUGGCAUCGUUGACCCACUUUCGGUCAGAAACCAGGUCGCUCAGCUGCCAUUGAUAUGAUUCGAGCCCUGAAAGCGCUUAUGUAAAACAAAAAGCCGGUCAUUAACGGCACGUGAAUUGACUGAAUAAUGCACGUUUUCUACCGAUAACGCCCGGGUUUUUACGUUUUAACGCACCCGGUAACGGACCGAAAACACACAUUUAAUGCAUUCAAGAUGGUUAUUGGUACAACAUUGUGUGAUUAUUUUAUAACUACGGUUCGGAGAUUAUAUUUUUAUUUUUUGAGAAUUAUUUCUUAUGACAUGCACAGUCUUUGUUAUGCUGUGAACUCGUACAAUACCUUUGAUGGGUUUUUUGUUAUUUUAUGAAAGUUUUAUAGUAUUUUAUUAACACUCUUGAUUGUUGAGUAUGCAGUCUAUUUAUUUAUCUAACGUUCAUAAUUAAUUAUCCAACGUGUUUCAUUACCUUGUUGUGUACAUUUUGAUAUAUCCGUUUUGAAAAUAAUAAAAAAUAUAGUAAUCUCUA
Messenger RNA from Mya arenaria, 5231 nucleotides. RefSeq names its product antiviral innate immune response receptor RIG-I-like. The record is from RefSeq and is a predicted model, not a curated record. The transcript has 17 exons. Gene Ontology annotation, molecular function: nucleic acid binding; ATP binding. Gene Ontology annotation, cellular component: cytoplasm. Bases 166 to 3183 code for a protein of 1005 amino acids. Gene Ontology annotation, biological process: regulation of apoptotic process. NCBI's taxonomy places the organism in Eukaryota, Metazoa, Mollusca, Bivalvia, Myida, Myidae.